This is a messenger RNA of Anarrhichthys ocellatus (wolf-eel), 4411 nucleotides long. RefSeq names its product mucin-17-like. The coding region runs from base 302 to 3487 and encodes 1061 amino acids. NCBI's taxonomy places the organism in Eukaryota, Metazoa, Chordata, Actinopteri, Perciformes, Anarhichadidae. Gene Ontology annotation, molecular function: phosphatidylinositol-4,5-bisphosphate binding; beta-catenin binding. Gene Ontology annotation, cellular component: plasma membrane. Gene Ontology annotation, biological process: regulation of canonical Wnt signaling pathway. The transcript has a single exon. The record is from RefSeq and is a predicted model, not a curated record.
GCUUAGCCCCCUCAGUUGCUAUGGCAACCAGGGAGAGCAGCCAGGCAAAAAAAAGAAAGGAGGCAAAGGGGAGGGGCCUUCAAGGGAGAAGUGGAGGAGAAAGGGCUGGAUGGGAAAGAGAGACAGAGGGAGGGAUACAGACAACCCGUAAAGAAAACGCACCGAGAGCAACAGAGGUAAAGCAAGGCUGCAGACGACGAUAGACGUAAGGUCUGGAUAUAGAUGCUCACUCCACUGGCUGGGGAAUAAUAACUGCAGCAAGAAACUGGAGGAUACAGAGAAAGGGGCAAACGGAGAGAAGAUGGAUGUACAAACGGAGAACGCGGACCCCCCGCCUUGUGAAGCCCAGUCGAGGGGAAAAAUCAGAAAAGGAUUCAAGCUGUUUGGCAAACGCAAGCCAGGUAGCAUCUUUUCUCUACAAAGCAAAGGGGAUGGAAACAACAAGUCACCUGUUAUCAGGAGCAACACCGCAGAUGGAUUAUCACCAGAUUCAGAGCAGGAGCAAGACAGGGAAAACGGACAGGAGGUGAGUCAUGGAGAGAGGGAGCACCUAGACGAGGAGCCACUCGGUGAAGAUGGCGUUCUGGCUGCGGCUCCUGCUCGCGCCUCCAUUUCUUCAACCAGCUCAGCCAAGUCCCUCAGCUUCCUGUCGUUACUGAGGGGUGGCCGGAGAGGAACGGGGGACCGCAGAGUCUGCACCGUGUCCCAGCCCUCGGGUCGACAACGUCGUGGGCUGAUGGGUCUCUUCAGCAGUGUUAAGUUCCGAUCAAAAGAUAAAGAGGAGGAAGCCCCUCCGAGCCCACUUCUCAUGUCCUCACGCGCCAACAGUGUGGAAAUCAUCAAAGAGGACCUCACCCUUACCCCACAAUCCCAGCAUCGCUCUCUGGACAGCCCCGAGACUGAGAGCUAUGAGCCCGACAAGAGCUUAACAACACAGGACAGUGCAGCCACGUCCCCAUCAGUCAAUGUGAGUAGAACUAAUGAGCAUGUGCCACCUUUCCCCACAUCUGAACCACCCUUGGUACCUGGUGAUAACAGCCUGAGCUGCUUGCUGGCAGACAUCUCUUCUCUCCUGACCUUUGACUCAAUCACAGGGGGUGGAGACAUCAUGGCUGAUGUGGAGGCAGAGUGGGGGAAAGCCAGCAGUCCCAUCAGUGCUGUGGUGACUGAUUUCACGGCAUCAUACACAUCGAUCUUCUCCAAACCCACCAUCUCAUCUCCACCGACCUCUGCCUCAAUCAGCACUGCCGCUCCGGCAAAACCCUCUCCUGUAGCCGUCCCCACAACAGCCUGGACCCAAUCCUUGACACCUCUGACAAGGACAACCACAACCUCUUCUCCCAUUGCCAAGCCAAGCUCCAUCAUCACAACUUUUACCAAAUCUUCCACUUUGACCACUCACUCAGUCAAACUGAGCUCGGACUCUACUCAGCUCACAGACUCUGAGCCUUCUGCUAGCAUUAAAAUUAAAUCGACUCCUACGCCCAUCGCAACAAAACCCUCAACUACCCCUUUAACAUCAACAGGCUUUUCGGCUCCAAUAAUGUCUCUCCCUUCAGUGACAAUUAAAUCCACACUGAGCUCCACCUCUACUGCUACCACAGCUCCACCGAAAACCCCGGCCACUGUAUUCAAGGCUCCUUCCAUUAGUCCAACUCUUACCUGUAUGGCUAGCAAACUGGUUUCAGAGGUUGCAGCACCUCCUCAAGUUAUUACCUCAGUAAGUAAACCUAUCCCUGUAGCUACUCCAACCCCAGCAUCAGCUAAACCUCCACCAGUGACCCCUAGACCCCCCACCCCUGUUACUUUUACUCAACCUCCAUCUAAUAAAUUUGAUUCAGCUAGCAGUUUGAACCUGCAAUCUUCCACUUUCUACAAACCUUCCCUAAGUUCAGCUGCAGGAGAAUAUAAAACCCCAGUGAUAGUAUCACCUCCCUCUGCUGUUACAACCAAACCCUCCUUUUCCGCACCGGUCCCCCCCUCCAAGUUGAUAACGGUUCCCCAAUCAUCUACGACCUCAGGCUCGGUAUCUGCGGCCCUCUCCAAACCUACACUCACCUCAAGCCCAAUGGACUUGAAUAAGUCCCCUCCCUUCCUUGUAAGUGCUCCCGAUAAGUAUCCUUCCUCUACCCCGACUGCCACAACUAGAACCCAACCCUGCUCUGCAUCUGUCCCGACUCCAGCUUCUAUUUCAUUAGAUAAGAUUCCUCCCAUGACUAAACACAUUCCUGCACCAGUCUCUUCAGAUAAGAUGACCCCUGCUCCCACACCGACCCCAGCCCUUACCACUCAUGCUGUUGUUCCUACAGCAUUCCCAACACCUCCUUCUCCGGCUCAGAUCCCAGUCUCUCAAUAUAAUGCCCCUCCUGCUCCUGCUCAAAUCCCAAUUUCUGUAUCUAAAGAUCCACCUGCUCAAAUGCAAGUUUCUCAGUCUAAAGUCCCUCCUGUCACAGCUCAGAUCCCGAUUCAUGUAUCUAAUGAUCCGCCUGCUCCUGCUCGAUCACAAGUUUCUCAAUCUAAAGCCCCUCCUGUCACAGCUCAGAUCCCAAUUCAUGUGUCUAAUGAUCCGCCUGCUCCUGCUCGAACGCAAGUUUCUCAAUCUAAAGCCCUUCCUGCUCCUGUUCAGACCCCGAUUUCUGAAUCUAAGCCCCCUCCUGUUACCGCUCAGAUCCCAGUUUCUGUAUCUAAAAACCCUCCUGUCCCUACCCACCUCCCAAUUUCUAUGUCUACUGACCUUCCUGCCCCUGUUCGUAUCCCAGUUUCUGUAUCUAAAGACCCUCCUGCUCAGGUCACAGUUUCUCAAUCUAAAGCCCCUCCUGCGCCAUCCCCAUCCCCUUGCUCCGUCACUCCUCUUCCUUCUACUCCCACAGCUGGGUUGAGUGAGGCCCCAGCCUCUGCUAAAAUGAGAGGAAGUGGACAGUCAUCAGUCAAUGAGCAACUGAUUAGUCCAAGUAGCACAGGGGCCCAGACCAUGCUGUCAAAAACAGAAGAACUGCAUACUGAGUCACGAACAAGCCUCCAGGGCACCUCCAGAGAAAGAAGGAUACCACAAGUAAAGGCAUCGGGACUAAGCAAAAUACCUGUAGUUGGAGGGGGCAGAGCAGGCAAGCCACCUGUCCGGGACAGUCAACAUAUCGAUGAUGAAGCGUGCCGGGACCCACCGACUCCUGUGCUAGAAGAAGAGAGGCCCCGUUUCAACUCACAUGAUGCAGGGAGCAAAGAUAAAAUCUGUGAUGUUGAGGCUAAUGUGCCCACCUCAAAACACAGCCAGGAGGAGAGUCAGCCGCUUCCUCAGCCGAAAGUCCUCACCAGUUUACCGCGUGACUCGAAGAUCCCCGUGAAGCACGGCACACAGUCUCACACUGCCUCCCAUAUCCCUCAAGCUAAAGAAUCCUCUCGCACCAAGAUACCCGUGUCCAAGGUUCCUGUCCGCAGGUCUGGGAACAAACCUGCAGCUGCAGGUGGCAGCUCUCAGAUAAGAAAAUAAAUAAAUGGACUUGAAUCAAUCAAUGAUACAGAUUAUGGCUUUGCAACUUAUUUUUCUCUUAACUUAAUGACCACCCUUUUUUCUAGACUGUGUUAUUCUUGGCUUCACUACACCAUAAGCAACAGUAACAGAGUCAAGGAGGCUGACAGCACUCAAGCACAAAACAUCUCCACAAGGAGCCGGAGCAACAAGCCUGGCUCUUUGGUGCUGAGGCAACUGGACAUGCACUCAGGAAAGGUUCGGGGUCCCACACAGCAGCAUCGGUGACUAAAGAUAAAAGAAAAAAGGUCUUCUGAGAACACAGUCACACACACACACACACACACAUACACACACACACACACACGGGCGAGUGCCUUUUUACGGGUGCUUUUUCGGACAGACUCUCAAAAUCUUUUCUACGGUACUUUUAACUUUUGUUACUCCCCCUUUUUGUAGGAUUCGUCAAAUCUUUUGGUCUUUCUUUCCAGCAAGUCUCUUUGAUAAAAAACAGUCCUUUUACUUUUUAUUUAUGUCUGGAGAAGAACAGCAGGAGCUCUCUAAAUGAAUGCAACAACCAAAUUUACAUUCCACACCUAUCUUUGGAUGUAUGUAGCAGAAAAACGUGCCAUUCAUUUUUGCACAAGAUGUUGAACUGUGCAGUGCCUGUGUGUCCGCCUGCUCAUAUGUAACAUGAUUAGAUCUCACUGUGAACUCUGGGAGAAACUGGUUUUGAUGGAGGAGUGGAAUAUGUCCAGCCGUUAUGAAUGGCUCGGUGGACGCUGUGAGCGAGACAGAGAGGAUGCUGAGAUGGGAUCUCUCGUACACUGGCACGUCCUUAUCCCACUUAUACUCAGAUGAGAACAGUAUCUCUGUGUAUAGUCUCAUCUAUGUUGUUCUGUUUCCUAUUUAAUCAAUAAAACAAUAUGAGUAUUCGCAAGAUGA